This is a messenger RNA of Vitis vinifera (wine grape), 1432 nucleotides long. RefSeq names its product 5-amino-6-(5-phospho-D-ribitylamino)uracil phosphatase, chloroplastic. The record is from RefSeq and is a predicted model, not a curated record. Bases 170 to 1252 code for a protein of 360 amino acids. NCBI's taxonomy places the organism in Eukaryota, Viridiplantae, Streptophyta, Magnoliopsida, Vitales, Vitaceae. The transcript has 11 exons.
GAAGAAGCGAGGUUCUUCGUUUUCUUCAUCCUUAUCCGAGUAAAAACGCAGCGUUUUGUCUUUCCUGCCUCAGAACGGAGAACUGGGUUUCGCCGUUUCAACCUCUCGUGCAAACCGAUAAAAAGCCCCUGAACUCAAUUCACAGCUUCUCCUCCACUUGUGCUGGGAAAUGGAGUGCAGUUUUAGAAGCUCGUAUCUUCUCCCUCGGAGGCCUUCUCUUUUGCUUGGAGAUUCACAGUUCCCAGCAAAGCUCAGAUCAUCGAAAUUGAAGGGUUCGAACCUGGUGAAUCGUCCGGUGAUCAAGAACGCAUGUGGGUUCGGGGAAAAUGGGUCGGUUAAUGGGUCUCCCAUCACACCAAACAAGGUUUUCAUGGAAGAGGCAAUUGGAGCUGAAUAUGGAGAGGGUUUUGAGAGUUUCAGGCCAAAUGGGCUACUAAAGGUUGAUGUGGAUUUUCUGAACAACAGAUUGCAAGAAGGUUUCCUUAAAAGAAUUCGUUAUGCCAUGAAACCCGAUGAAGCAUAUGGCCUUAUUUUCUCCUGGGACAAUGUGGUGGCAGAUACUCGGUCUCUAAAGUUGAAUGCUUGGAAACAGCUUGCGUCUGAAGAAGGAAAGGAAAUUCCAGAAGAUAGUGAUGUGCAGAGAUUGAUGCUUUGUGCAGGUGCUGAUCAUGUACUGCGUAAGCUUUUGCUCUGGGAGACAUCAGAAAGUGAAUUAGAUAGAUUGAAGUCAAGGCUUUCACAAUUAUAUUAUGAUAAUCUUCUCGAACUUAGAAAACCUGUUGAGGGGUUAGAAGAAUGGCUGGAUGCAGUAUCUACAUCUCGCAUCCCUUGUGCGGUUGUUUCAAGUCUUGAUCGGAAAAACAUGGUUGAAGCUCUAGAAGGGAUGGGAAUCAAAAAAUAUUUCCAGGCAAUUGUGACAGAGGAAGAUGGCAUGGAAUCGAUGGCUCAUCGAUUGCUUUCUGCAGCUAUGAAGCUGGAUCGGAAGCCAUCCAAGUGUGUAGUGUUUGAGGAUGAUCCUAGAGGAGUAACUGCUGCUCACAACUGUACAAUGAUGGCUGUGGCAUUAAUCGGGGCUUACCCUGCGUAUGAUCUGGAGCAGGCUGAUCUUGCAGUAGGUAGCUUUAACGAGCUUUCUGUGAUCAAUCUUCGAAGAUUAUUCGCCCACAGGGGAUCCGAUUUCAUGGACUUGCAAAAGCAGAUUGUAGGGAAAGCCCCUCCCAGAAGAAGGAUUACUACUGACACCAUUUUCUGAUUCAUUUCCAACAACACAAACACAACCCCCACAGCACAUACACAAGUCUCUGCUUGUAAUUAACCUGCACAUGAUCUUCCCUUUUUGGUUCAUUUCUUUUUUGUUUUUUUGGUUUCGUGUUACUGACAUCAUCUUUUUUGGUAGAAUGAGUUGAAUUCAAUUGUUAGUUAUUUGACCAAA